This is a messenger RNA of Branchiostoma belcheri (Belcher's lancelet), 1473 nucleotides long. Its product is annotated as neutral cholesterol ester hydrolase 1-like. Gene Ontology annotation, molecular function: carboxylic ester hydrolase activity. Lineage: Eukaryota; Metazoa; Chordata; Leptocardii; Amphioxiformes; Branchiostomatidae. The transcript has 5 exons. The record is from RefSeq and is a predicted model, not a curated record. Gene Ontology annotation, cellular component: membrane. Bases 115 to 1302 code for a protein of 395 amino acids.
ACCAAGAUGGCGGCCAUUCGGAUGUAAUACAUGUGGAGCGAUCACAAAUAGUGGCGGUACGACUCGCGAAGGGGCCGGUUGACGAGCAAAACAAACCGGAACGCUAGAAUAAGUAUGAAAUCGGUUGUGGUGAUCGCCGCUGCAGUGUUGUUCCUGGCCUACUACUGUAACGAGCCUGUUCCAGACGGAGUCACCCAGCCUUGGGUCUACGCCGCCAUGGGAAUAUACUUCAGGACACUCGGUCACGUGGCGAGACUUGGAGAGAACUUGGGCAUAGCCAGGGACGCGCACAUUAGGCGGGCCACCAUAUCCGGAGUGACAAACAUCGCCAGGAAGUUCAAGUCCGACCACAGAACUGGUCUGCAUGUCACAGACACGACCUUCGACGGGGUCAAAGUAAGGAUCUAUGAGCCUGCUGCAGUUCACCCUGCUGGAGAUAGGAGGACAGGCCUGGUCUAUUUUCACGGCGGAGGAUGGGCACAAGUGGCGAUGGAUGAUUUGGAUGAGUUGAUGGCUUACAUCCCAAAGCAGCUGGGAAACGUGCUUGUCGCCGUGGAUUUUCGACUGGCUCCCGAGCACCAAUUUCCCGCUAGUUUCGACGACUGUCUGGUCGCCACAAAGUUCUUCCUACGUCACGCGGAGGACUACAACGUCGAUCCGUCGCGCGUUGGCGUUGGUGGGGACAGCGCUGGCGGUAAUCUGGCCGCAGCCGUCGCGAUCUCCAUGACGAAAGAAAAGGAGUUCCCAAAGUUGAAGGUGCAGGCGCUGUUGUACCCAGCCCUGCAGGCUUUUGACUUUAACACGGCCUCUUACAAGGACUAUGGUCACCUGAGUCCUCUAACCACUGAUUUAAUGAUCUCCUUCUGGCUGUGGUAUCUGAACGACGAUUUAUCUUCAUUGGAACUCUUAAAAACCAACAACCACACCACAGACGCGUUGAAGAAGUCGCAGUUUGCCGGAUACUUAAACCACAACAUAGUAUCCACCCCUUUAAAUAAGAAAGAUGUCGAGUUCCCCUCAAUAGAAAAGAUAGAGACCAUUUUGGACCCUCGAUUCGCCCCUUUAAUGGCUAAUGACGCUGACGUAAAGAAGCUCCCCCCUACCUACGUUAUGACUUGCGAAUAUGACGUACUGAGAGAUGAAGGCGUGGCGUACGCACGUCGGCUGGAGAAGCUGGGAGUGGCCGUCCAACACGACCACUACAAACAUGGCUUCCAUUGUUGCUUGAUCGAUAUCAAUACGAUAGACGUAGCAAGGGAAGCCAUGGAAAACUACGUGUCGUAUCUCAAGAAAAAUCUUUGAGUCACUUCUGUAGCUUAACAAUGGUUUUCCACUUUGCGUUCUUGCCAUGGCUUCAUUUCAAGGAUUGACACGUUUGUAGCUUUGAUGAAUAUCUGGAUUAUAUAGAAUUAUUUUACCUGAGCUAUUUUCAUUACAUUUCAGACCGCUUAGAGAAUGUAGAAAGGCAUACUU